Molecule: messenger RNA, 3004 nt
Organism: Prosopis cineraria
Lineage: Eukaryota; Viridiplantae; Streptophyta; Magnoliopsida; Fabales; Fabaceae
Product: receptor-like protein kinase FERONIA
Exons: 1
Coding region: 76-2844 (922 amino acids)
Biological process (GO): protein phosphorylation
Molecular function (GO): protein kinase activity; ATP binding
Source: RefSeq, a predicted model, not a curated record
UGAGUAUGGCCGGGGGAGAGAGAGUGACGUAAGACGGUUGACAAAGUCAAGCGGUGUAAAUUAUUACUUGGUCUCAUGAAGCUCUUUCCUGGAAACCCCAUCUAUUUCAUCAAGUUUGUUCAAAGCGUUUCUUCAAGCUUUAACUCUUUAAAUCCCACCACCACGGCGACAAGUAGAGAGAUACAGAGCGAAGGGGGGAUCACAGUGAUGAAAGAGACACAGACCUUCUUGUUAUUGUUCUUCUUCCAACUCCUUUUCAUCACCGUCCCGGUCACUUCAUACAGACCAGUUGAGCAUUUCGCUGUCAACUGUGGUAGUUCCGCCGACGGUCUUGAUAAAGAUCAGAGGAAUUGGCCCGGAGAUAAUGGCACCAAUGAAUUCUCUCUCAUAGAUCCCCACAAAGCCAGCCAGUCCGUCGAGGCCGCCGAAGCACGAGUUACCCCAACAAUCCCCUACGGCACUGCACGCGUCUCUCGCUCCGAAUUCUCGUACUCGUUUCCGGUGACAGGCGGCCAAAAGUAUAUUCGCCUUUACUUUUACCCAUCUUCCUACGACCCCCACUUCCGUCGCUUCGAUGCAAUCUUCUCCGUCAAAGCAGGACCCCACAACCUUCUUAAGGACUUCAAUGCUUCAGCUAACGCCGACGCUGGCGCUUCACUCAUUACUACACAAGAAAAAACCAUUGUACGAGAGUACUGCGUCAACGUUGACCCAGGUCAGAGGCUAAACAUAACCUUCACGCCCAGCCGAUCUCACGAAAACGCCUAUGCUUUCGUCAAUGGGAUCGAGGUUGUCUCUAUGCCCUCCUAUCUUUACUACACCAAUCCUGUAGACGACCAAGAGGCUAUGAGCCUAGAUGGAAGAAAAAACAUCCCGUUUCCGGUCAUAAACAGCAGAGCUCUUGAGAAUGUGUAUAGAAUCAACGUUGGUGGGCGGCAGAUCCCUCCCAUUAAUGAUACUGGCAUGUUUCGAGAUUGGGAGCCAGAUAACCAGUACUUGGAGAUCGAACGCCCACUCAGUAUAUCAGCAGUUUUUGGUAAUUUAAGUCUAAUCUACAAAGAUAGUCAAAAUUAUUUUGCACCAGAUGAAGUAUACAAAACUGCUCGAAACUACGGGAAGAAUGAAAAAUCCAAAUUUAAUGUGACCUGGAGGUUUCAAGUGGACUCAGAGUUUUAUUAUAUGGUAAGAUUGCAUUUUUGUGAGUUUGAUGAACACAUUGAAAAGGUUGGGGACAGAGUUUUUCAAAUUUUCAUAGAUGAUACUUUGGUGGAACCUCUUGCUGAUGUGAUGCUGUGGAGCGACAAGAUUCUUGUUCCUGUCCAUAGGGACUAUGCGGUGUCCAUGCUGGGCAAAGGAAGCUUAAAGAAACCGAAUCUUACAAUUAAGUUACAACCACACCCAUAUGCAAGAAGUACUUUCAGAGAUGUUUUAUUGAAUGGGAUCGAAGUUUUGAAAAUAAGUGACUACAAUGACAAUCUCGCCGGUGCUAAUCCCGAUUUCCUUCCAUCUCCCCCAAUUUCAUCCACCCCAUCCUCCAAGAAUGGAAAGAAAGCGAAGCUAAUUUCCAUUAUCGUUGGGACAUCAUCAGGCUUCAUUGUGGUGUCUCUUAUUGUUUUACUGAUUUUCCGGCGAUUGAUGAGAGCUCCAGACAAGGAAGGAAGUUCAUGGUGGGGACAAAAAUCAGGAGACUCAUCAAAAAAGAUCAAAUCCCAUGGUUCAUCAUUGCCGUCCAAUUUGUGUCGCUGCUUUUCAAUAGAUGAGAUUAAAGCAGCCACAAGUAAUUUUGAUGAUAUUUUUAUUGUGGGCGUUGGAGGGUUUGGUAAUGUCUAUAAAGGUUACGUUGAUGAUGGUACGGUCCCUGUGGCGAUCAAACGGCUCAAGCAAGGUUCCCAACAAGGGCUCCAUGAGUUUCAAACUGAGAUUGAAAUGCUCUCUCAACUUCGUCACAAUCAUUUAGUGUCUCUUAUUGGUUACUGCAACGACGGCAACGAGAUGAUCCUCGUCUACGAGUUCAUGGCUCGUGGGACCCUCCGUGACCAUAUUUACGAUACUGAUAACCCUCCACUUUCCUGGAAGCAAAGGUUGGGGAUGUGCCUUGGUGCUGCUCGUGGACUCCAUUAUCUUCAUACUGGUGCGAACCACAAUAUCAUUCACCGUGAUGUGAAAUCCACAAAUAUCUUGAUAGAUGAGAAAUGGGUGGCUAAAGUUUCGGAUUUUGGAUUAUCCAAGAUAGGACCCAUAGGGAUGUCCAAGUCUCACGUAAGCACAGUGGUGAAAGGAAGCAUUGGUUACUUGGAUCCAGAAUACUAUAAGCGUCAAAGGUUAACUCAUAAGUCUGACGUUUACUCCUUUGGAGUUGUAUUGCUGGAAGUAUUGAGUGGGAGGCCUCCCUUGCGACGUAACGUGGAGAAGCAGAAAUCAAGUUUAGUGGAGUGGGUCCGAAAAUGCCAUCGCGAGGGUGUGAUUCAUCAAACUGUUGACCCUUUCCUGAUAGAAAGUAUCACACCAGAGUGCUUAAAAGCAUUCAGCGACAUGGCACUCCAAUGUUUGGUGGAAGAUGGGAAUGAACGGCCUUCGAUGAACGACGUUGUGUGGGGCCUAGAGUUUGCGUUGCAGCUUCAAGAAGGGACAGAGGGAUUAGUGGGGCUUGAUGUGACCGAGAUUGAAGGAAGGAGCGAGGAAAGAGCUCUGCUGAGAAAAGCUACAAAUGUGGAAGAAAGUAAAGUAGGGUUCACGAGCAGUGAUGAAUCAAAAGGCAGCAGGUUGACUACUUCAAGCAGUGAAAAUCAGUCUUUAGUUUCUGGGUCGAUCUUCUCCGAGUUGGGUCAUCCAACUGUUCGAUGAUGAAGAGAAGUCCACGAAAAAAAAUAAUAAUAAUAAAAUAAAGAAAGAAAGAAAGAACACGGGUUAUUAUUGCUUUGUGAUAUUUUUUGUUCAUUUCCUUACGCCAACGACUUCGCAUGAUUGUAUAUAUAUCUGUUGCUGUGACGCCUAUUGGAAUUUC